CCGGAAGUUCUUUUACCGAAAGCCGCCCGAUGGCCUCCUCGAGAUUUCCGAGAGGGUUUACGUUUUUGAUUGCUGUUUCACAACUGAUGUCCUGGAAGACGAUGAAUAUAAGGUCUAUAUGGGCGGCAUUGUUUCUCAACUUCGCGACAGUUUCCCUGAUUCCUCCUUCAUGGUUUUUAACUUUCGGGAGGGAGAAAAUGAGAGUUUUUUGACUGAGAUUUUGUCUGAAUAUGACAUGACUGUGAUGGACUAUCCCCGACAAUAUGAAGGCUGCCCGCUGCUUACCAUGGAAAUGAUCCAUCAUUUUCUUAGGUCAAGCGAGAGUUGGCUCUCUUUGUCUCACCAGAACAUUUUAUUAAUGCAUUGUGAAAUGGGUGGUUGGCCAGUCUUAGCAUUCAUGUUAGCCGGAUUAUUGAUUUACAGAAAACAAUAUACAGGCGAGCAGAAAACACUUGACAUGAUCUACAAGCAGGCUCCACGGGAGCUGCUGCAGUUGCUAUCACCUCUGAAUCCUCUGCCUUCACAGAUGAGAUACUUGCAAUACAUCUCCAGGAGAAAUGUUAGCGCCAUAUGGCCGCCUCUUGACAGGGCGCUUACUCUGGAUUGCGUCAUUCUUCGGUAUAUUCCUGACUUCGAUGGAUUUGGUGGGUGCCGGCCCCUAUUUCGGAUCUUCGGCCAAGAUCCAUUCAUGGCAGAUGAUCGAACUCCUAAAGUUUUGUUUUCGAUGCCUAAAAGAAGCAAAGCAAUUCAGUUAUAUAGACAGGCAGACUGUGAACUUGUUAAGAUUGACAUUCAUUGUCACAUUCAGGGUGAUGUUGUGCUCGAGUGCAUUAACCUAGAUGACGAUCUUGAACGUGAAGUAAUGAUGUUCCGGGUUAUGUUCAAUACAGCUUUCAUUCGAUCAAAUAUUUUGAUGCUUAAUCGGGAUGAAAUUGACAUUUUGUGGAAUUCUAAGGACCACUUCUUAAAGAAUUUCAGAGCUGAGGUUCUUUUUUCAGAAAUGGAUGCCUCUAAUUCACACAUCUUAGUUGAGCUUCCACAUAUUGGGGACAAAGAUGGCCUGCCAAUAGAGGCUUUUGCAAAAGUGCAGGAGAUAUUUAGUAAUAUGUCUUGGAUGGACACAAAUGGGGAUGCUCCACAAACUGUUUCAAAUAAAAAGCAAAUUGCUGUUUCUUCACAAAAUGAAAGUACUGAAAUCACGCCUCAGAUUUUGAGACCUGAGUUUUUUAAGGCGAAACUCAUAACCAAUGAUGCUUAUGAUGUAAUCACCAAUUCAUCAUCUAUUACUCCCAUGAAUAAAUCUAUUUCCCCGCCGAAACACCCUUCCGACACAGGUUUGAUGAAUCAAAAAGCUCAUCCUACUCAACCUGGGAAAACUUCCCACUGCUUGGAAUCAUCUCAAGCAAUUCCAGUUUCUUCGAGAAAAUCAUUACGAAGAUCUCCAACACAUGUUUCGAGAUAUCAUAGUGCACCUUCAGCCCUGGGAACCCUAGGUAUUACAGCCUUACUGCAUGAUCAUGACGCCUUUGGAAGAUCUGAAGUUUCUAAUUCAAUGUCUUUGCCCCCAUCUGCUCCAACACUUUCAGCUGUUACGAUUUCUGCCAUGCCAGAGACUUAUGAAGUCAGAACCGCUUCACCAACAGCAUUAUCACUAGAAUUUCAAACCUUAAAGUUACUGCCAACACCAUCUUCACCAGUUGCAGCUGCUACUAACUCUGCAGUUCUAACUCUGUUGCCUCUGUCACCAUCUUCGUCCUCAUCUUUUUCAGAAAGCCUUCCGAGAAAUGAUACAGUAGGUCCUAUAAUUGCAAACUCAGCUGUUUCUUUAACUACCAAAGCUCCUAGUAUAACAUUAUCAACUUCAGGACAAACACCAUCCUUGUUGCUUCCAUCAAUACCUCAAUCAAUUCCACCUCCACCUCCACCUCCACCUCAUCCACUAAUGUCAGCCUCAAGAAAGCCAUCAGUCCCUUUAAUAGUAUCCCAAAAAACACUGGAUAUGGCUGAAACCAUAGCCUCAAAUCCUUCAAUUUUCAAUGCUUCUUUUCCAGUCAAGGAAAAUGCUGUUUUGCCAGCGAAGUAUGAUGCUUCUUCACCAAUCAAGGCCACAGCUACUUCACUAGUUAAGGGCAAAGCUUCUUCAGCACCACCACCUCCACCUCUGCCCCCCAUUGGAAUAUCAUCUUCACCUCUCUGUCCUAGUACUACUAUAUGUGCUCUCCCACCGCCACCGCCACCACCACCACCUCUGCCACCUACAGUUAGCAUAAAAGGCAUGCCAUCUACAGCCUCUCCCCUUCCCCUUCCCCCUCCCCCUCCCCCUCUCCCUCCCCCUCUGUUGACAGUUAGCCAAAAUGAUAUAUCAUCUACAACUUCACUUUCACAGCCUCUUCAACCUACAUUAACAAUUAUAAAAAAAGACAUGCCAUCUACAGUUCCUUUGCCGCCUGCACCUCCUUCAUACUAUUCAUCCAGCACCUUUCCACGUGCUUCAAUAGUCAAUAUUGCUUCUGCACCUCCACCUCCACCUCUACCUUCAUGUUCUCCACCGAUGUCUUCAAUGCUGGCCCCUCACCAUCGUCAUCCUUCGCAGAAUUCUAAUGGCCCUAAUGUUCCAGCAGUGCCACCUCCAGCUCCUUUUAAGGGAAUGAGCUUCUCUUCUGGAUCUCUACCUCCUAGUGCAACGAGCACUCUACCUGGUGGUGUUAAAGGACGAAAUUCGGUCCGCUCAACGAGCAAUAACCAUCGGAGUUUACAGUCGCCGGCAAAAAGGACUUCUCUAAAGCCAUUGCAUUGGGUUAAAGUGACAAGAGCAAUGCAGGGAAGCUUAUGGGCUGAGACCCAAAAAGCUGACGAAGCUUCAAAGGCUCCAGAGUUUGAUAUGUCUGAGCUAGAGAGUCUCUUCUCAGCAGCUGUUACAAAUUCGGAGCAAGGUUCAGUUGAUAAAUCAAGUGGGCGUUUAUCCCUUGGUCAAAAAUCUGUCAGAGUUCAGCUGAUCGACCUUCGACGGGCCAAUAACUGCGAAAUUAUGCUUACGAAGGUCAAGAUACCGUUAUCUGAUUUUGCUGUACUUGCGCUGGAUGAGUCUGUUUUAGAUGUUGACCAGGUUGAGAACCUCAUAAAGUUCUGCCCAAACAAGGAGGAAAUGGACUUAUUAAAAAAUUUCAAUGGAGACAAAAAACGCUUAGGAAAAUGUGAACAGUACUUUUUGGAGUUGAUGAAAGUCCCACGGGUGGAAUCAAAGCUCAGAGUCUUUUCUUUUAAAAUCCAGUUCCGUUCACAGGUUUCCGAGCUUACUGUGAACUUAAACAUUGUUAAUUCUGCAUCUCAGGAGAUCAGAAAUUCAGCCAGAUUGAAAAGAGUAAUGCAAACAAUUCUUUCUCUGGGAAAUGCAUUAAAUCAGGGUACUGCUCGAGGUUCUGCAAUUGGGUUCCGAUUGGAUAGCCUUCUCAAACUGACUGAUACACGUGCACGAAACAAUAAGAUGACACUGAUGCAUUACUUAUGCAAGGUUAUUGCUGAAAAGCUCCCAGAGCUUCUUGAUUUUCACAAGGAUCUUGUUAGCCUGGAAGUUGCUUCUAAGAUUCAGUUAAAAGCUUUAGCAGAAGAAAUGCAGGCCAUAAGCAAAGGGCUUGAGAAAGUCGAACAAGAAUUGAUGACAUCGGAAAAUGAUGGUCCUAUAUCAGAGACCUUUCGUAAGACCUUGAAGAAGUUUCUUGUUGAUGCUGAAGCUGAAGUGAGGACGCUAACUUCACUUUAUUCUAACGUGGGCCGAAAUGCAGAUGCAUUAGCUCUUUAUUUUGGGGAAGAUCCAGCACGUUGUCCAUUUGAGCAAGUGACCAAUACUCUCUUGAACUUCAUAAGACUGUUCAUGCGAGCCCAUGAAGAGAACUGCAGACAGCAAGAGCUCGAGAAGAAAAAACAACAGAAGGAAGCAGAAACUGAAAAGCUGAAACUCAACACUGCAAAGAGGGAAGGCGAUCCCACACAUUCUCCAUCAAAAAAUGCCAGAUUCAGAUGACUUCAUAGAUAUUUUACAGUUAUUUUUACAUGCAUGGCACUCGAAACUUUGCUAUUUACAAAACUAACAACCAGUUAAUCUUUUUUCACCCACCGAACCACUGGUGCAUUUACACAUGCCACAAUUAAAUCAUUUGGAAAUUUGAUAAAAAUGAAAAAUAUGUGGGUGAGAGUUUGAAGAACAGAUGAAAGAUGAUGCCAGUUUUGUAAAUAGCAAAGUUUCAAAUGCUAUCUAUGUA
Messenger RNA from Phalaenopsis equestris, 4259 nucleotides. RefSeq names its product formin-like protein 6. NCBI's taxonomy places the organism in Eukaryota, Viridiplantae, Streptophyta, Magnoliopsida, Asparagales, Orchidaceae. The record is from RefSeq and is a predicted model, not a curated record. Bases 119 to 4021 code for a protein of 1300 amino acids. The transcript has 17 exons.